CUCCUGGCUCAGCGGAUGGACUCAGUGUAACCUAGAGAGUCUUUACACACUGGGAAGAACGUCAGCAGAGGUCGAUCAGAGGCGGAGAUGACAACAGAAGAAUGGUCAGAGCCGUGUAACAGGCCUGGCUUUGAAGACAGGAAAUGGUCCCAAGCCAAGGACUGUGAGUGACUUCUCAAAGCCGAAGACGCUUCCACAGCAAUGAGUUGGUGGAGGAACAAUUUCUGGAUCAUCUUAGCUGUGGCCAUCAUCUUCAUCUCCUUGGUCCUGGGUCUCAUCCUGUAUUGUGCCUGCAGAUGGCAGCUUAGACAAGGCAGGAACUGGGAAAUUGCCAAGCCCUCAACACAGGAUGGAAGAAAUGAGGAAAAGAUGUACGAGAAUGUUCUUCAUUCUUCAUCAGGUCCGUUACCUCCUCUGCCACCCAGGGGUUCACCUUUUCCAGGAGACCUAGCCCCACAGGAAGCUCCAAGACAACCAUCAGCUUGGUACUCAUCAGUGAAGAAAGUUAGAAACAAGAAAGUCUUUGCUAUCUCAGGCUCCAUGGAGCCAGAAAAUGAUUACGAUGAUGUUGAGAUUCCGUCAACCAAUGAAAUCCAGCACUCUAAAACCACACCUUUUUGGCAAGCUGAAAUGGGUUUACACAGCUCAUUUUAGAAUAAUCUAGAAUGGCUGGACUGUAACACAAGCACUUCCUAAUCCCUAGAGGAAGCUGCCUCAGCCAUGUGAAAACCAUAGCAGAAGACAAGACAUCUCAAUGUUCCCGAGGCUCCAGACGUUCCUGUUGCUCUAGACGAUCCUGUUGCUACAGAUGCUCCUGAUGUUUCUGACCCUGCAGAAGCUCUGCCCUGAGGCUCUGAGGGUGUAGCCUUGGCACCUCUGUGGAGGAAGUUUCCUUAGUGCGGACCACUGGGUCUGUGAGAAUUGACUCAUUUCUCAACAUUCCCCUUUGUUCACUUGGUGAACGUAGCUGUAAGGCAGUGACUCUCAACCUUCCUAAUGCUGGGGCCCUUCAAUACAGUUCCUUAUCUGUGGAGAUCCCCAACCAUAAAAUUAUUUUGUGGUUACUUCAUAAUUGUAAUUUUGCUACUGUUGUAAAUUGUAAUGUAAAUAUCUGAUACUCAGGAUAGAUGAUAUUCCACCCCUUAGGAGGCUGAGACCCAUAGGUUGAGAGACACUGCUGGGGAUCAUAGUCUUGAUAUUUGAUUGUGUGGAGCCUCCCAGCUCCCAUCCCUAUGCAGGCCAUAGCUUAAGGAUGUCCGUCUCCCUUCUCUCGGGCCCCACCCAUCCUGAACCUCCUGGAAGCCAUGACUUGUCAUUAUAGCUGAGGGUUCUUAUGAUGCGCAGGUCACCACACUCUGAGAGUCUGUAAGGUGAGAAACUGCUUUUUGUUCUUGUGAAGCCGCCCCACCCACUCACACCUCAACCCCCACUAUUAUAGAAUGUGGACCAAACCCAUUAAAGAGUCAAGUUCUGACACAGUA
This is a messenger RNA of Mastomys coucha (southern multimammate mouse), 1481 nucleotides long. It is a transcript of the gene Scimp, whose product is annotated as SLP adaptor and CSK interacting membrane protein. NCBI's taxonomy places the organism in Eukaryota, Metazoa, Chordata, Mammalia, Rodentia, Muridae. Bases 202 to 654 code for a protein of 150 amino acids. Gene Ontology annotation, cellular component: immunological synapse; tetraspanin-enriched microdomain; membrane. The record is from RefSeq and is a predicted model, not a curated record. The transcript is spliced from 5 exons.